AUGUUUCCCUCGCUCGCGCUCGCCCCAUUGCUGCUGGCCGGCUUGCAGGCUCUGACCGUGAACGCCGUCCCCACCAUCUCCGCCACCGGUGCUAAGUUCUUCUACGAGAAUGGUACUCAGUACUACAUCAAGGGUAUCGCCUAUCAGCUCACCCCCGAUGAUCCGCUCACCAACGAGGCCCAAUGCAAGCGCGAUAUUGUUCGCAUGUCCGAGUUGGGCGCCAAUGCUAUCCGUGUGUACCACGUGGAUGCCAGUGCCGACCACGACGGCUGCAUGACCGCCUUUGCGGAUGCCGGCAUCUACCUGUUCGUCGAUCUCGACACCUUCACCACCGCCAUUGACCAGGACGCCCCUCACUGGAAUGAGACCCAGUAUGAGCGAUUUUCCGCCGUUCUCGACGAGUUCCAGCAAUACGACAACACCGCCGGUGUCUUUGUCGGAAACGAGGUCUUGAACACUAUCAACGGUUCCAUUGCCGCCCCCUAUAUCUUGGCUGCCGCUCGCGAUAUCAAGGCCUAUCGUGAUAAGAAGGGAUACCGUGAAAUUCCGGUUGGAUACUCCGCUGCCGACAUUGCUGAUCUCCGCCCUAUGCUGCAGGAUUACGUGGCAUGCAACACGAACGCCUCCGAGCGCUUGGACUUCUAUUCGCUGAACGCCUACGAGUGGUGCGGCGAGUCGAGCUACUCUGGUUCCGGUUACAAUGAGCUCCAGAAGAACGCUACUGGUUACCCGAUUCCCAUCUUCUUCUCCGAGACCGGUUGCAACACCCCGGCCCCCCGUACCUUUGAUGACCAGGCCGCUAUUCUUGGCUCGGAGAUGGAUGGUACCUGGUCUGGUGCUAUCAUUUACGAGUGGAUCGAGGAGACCAACGACUACGGUCUGAUCAGCUACGGUCCUUCCGUCUCGAACGCCGCUGCUACUAACACUCUUAUUGAGGAUGGUUACACCCGCCAGGGUACUCCUACCCCCAUUUCGCCUGAUUUCACCAACCUCAAGACUCACUGGGCCACCUUGAACCCGACCGGUGUUUCUCUGUCGGCUUACAAGAGUUCCACUUCCGCCAUCACCUACCCUGAUUGCCCUUCGUCGACCUCUGGCGGCUGGGCUGUCAACCCCAGCUCUCCUCUCCCCACCCUUGGACAAACUUACAACAAGAAGGAGGCCACCGCUGACUCCACUGGCACUGCUACUGGUACUGCUUCUGGCUCUGCCGCUUCUUCCACCAAGAGCGGUGCCGCUGGCAAUGUGAUGAUCGCUGGUAACCCCGCUACCGAGCGCUUGUUCACUGCUUCCAUCGUCCUGUCCGGUGUUCUGGGAAUGGUUGCCUUUUGGCUAUAA
Messenger RNA from Penicillium longicatenatum, 1338 nucleotides. RefSeq names its product putative 1,3-beta-glucanosyltransferase (gene gel6). Gene Ontology annotation, cellular component: cytoplasm; fungal-type cell wall. The transcript is spliced from 3 exons. The coding region runs from base 1 to 1338 and encodes 445 amino acids. Gene Ontology annotation, biological process: fungal-type cell wall (1->3)-beta-D-glucan biosynthetic process. NCBI's taxonomy places the organism in Eukaryota, Fungi, Ascomycota, Eurotiomycetes, Eurotiales, Aspergillaceae. Gene Ontology annotation, molecular function: 1,3-beta-glucanosyltransferase activity. The record is from RefSeq and is a predicted model, not a curated record.